Messenger RNA from Tetrahymena thermophila SB210, 1092 nucleotides. Its product is annotated as transmembrane protein, putative. NCBI's taxonomy places the organism in Eukaryota, Ciliophora, Oligohymenophorea, Hymenostomatida, Tetrahymenidae. The transcript has 2 exons. The record is from RefSeq and is a predicted model, not a curated record.
AUGGGUCUUAGAACCAGGAAAUUUUAUAAGAGUUUAUAAACAAAUUUUAGCUUUGAAUGGAUACUAUUUGCAUUAGUGUUUUUCUCUGUGAAUUAUAUUAUUACUAAUGAACUAAACUUUGUACCUAUCAGUUUAGAUGAGUCUAAAUACAUCUAAAAGGAAGGUAAGCUUUUGAAUACUAAUGGUACGAUUAUAGAAUAUGGCAUAUCUAAUUAGCCGUUAAAAGAACUUAUUGAAGAAGAUCUACGCACAUUCUUAGGACUUAAGACACUUAAUUUUUUGCGUUACAAAAAGUGGGAUUAAUUUGAAGCUGUUAAUUAAGAUGCAUACAUACUUGUAGAUAUUAUUGAUUUAGGAUAUUUAACUUAUGUGCAGGUUUUAGUUAAAUUUUUUGAAAAACAAUAAGAUGAAAUCCAAAGUCUAUAAAUUACCUUCGAAUCACUUUCAAUUACUGGUAGUUUAAAGUUUUCAAAAAAAAUGAAUGAGUAGUAAUAAGUAGCUAUUAAACCUUUGACAAAACAAAAAAAUAAUUUUUUCUAUCUUAUUAAAUCACUUUGUAUGGAAGUUAAAGGUUAGUUGCAAAUUGAAAAUUAACACAAUAUAUUGCUCAACUUCAAUAACACAAAUUAAAGCAUAGGAGGUAGAAAUAUAAUAAGAGGAAUUUUCAACUAUGAAACUAAUUGGUCUAUUGCUACAGCAAAAGGUAAAAUCUAGUAGAAAGAUGAAAAGUUAAUAAACUUUGCUAUAUCUAUUGGCAGCUCAGAUUCACGUGAUUCACUUAAAUUGCAAAAUGUUGUAUAUUUAGAUGGUGAAAUAGAAGCUAUAAAUAGUAUCAAAAGUGGUAUAUAAUAAUUUAAUGAUAUGUCAAUUCCUUGGAUUUUAGCAACUGAUAAUUUGGCAAUUCCUGGUAGCUUUAAAGUUGAAUUUCAUCCCUUAUAUACAAAUCAGAUAUAUGAUGAUUUGUACAUAAUUAAAAUCAAUGUAAAGUAACAUUUAGGGUAUUUUUCAGGAUUUUAUAUUACAAAAAAAGGAGACAUAAUUACAUUUGAUAAACUCUACGGUGUUUACGAAAUAAAUAAUUCCAGAUGGUGA